AUGAUAUGGAAUGAUGAUGAUGACGAUGAUGAUUCGGCUGAUGAUGAUGAAGAUGAUGACGAUGAUGAUGAUUCGGAUGAUGAUGAUGAUGACGAUGAUUCGGAUGAUGGUGAUGAUGAUGAUGAUGAUGAUGAUGAUUCGGAUGAUGAUGAUGAUGAUGAU
Messenger RNA from Echinostoma caproni, 162 nucleotides. Lineage: Eukaryota; Metazoa; Platyhelminthes; Trematoda; Plagiorchiida; Echinostomatidae. The record is from the annotation of a GenBank genome assembly.